UGUGUUUUCUUUUUCUGAGUCAUCCACAAAUCGCUGUUUAGCCAUUACGAGUAUUCAUAAACUAAGUUCAUCACAAGUGGCAGCUGAAAGUAUUCUUUCGAAAAAUACGGAUAAAGAUUUUAGAACAAUUAUUCCAAGGAAGCAAAACCAUACCUUUGCCAAUGAGUAGCACUUUAAAUGAACCGGCGUCUGUGUAUGAAAGCAGCAGUAAUGCUGGCUCAACAAGUCCUGUGCCAUCUUUGUCGGAGUUAUAUUCUCAAAUUGAUUUCUACAUAGGAGUGGGUUUGGCAAUAAGUUCUUGCUUUUUCAUUGGUUCUAGUUUCAUAAUUAAAAAGAAAGCACUUAUGCGCCUAAGUAGACAAGGUGAGAUGCGUGCUGCUGCUGGCGGAUAUGGUUAUUUAAAAGAAUGGAUUUGGUGGGCAGGCCUGCUAACAAUGGCUUUGGGUGAAGGUGCGAAUUUUGCUGCAUACGCGUUCGCACCUGCAUCACUUGUAACGCCUUUAGGAGCGUUGAGUGUGAUCAUAUCAGCAGUGAUGGCAUCGAAAUUUUUAAACGAAAAACUGAACUUGCUGGGCAAAAUUGGUUGUGUGCUCUGUAUCUUAGGCUCCACAAUCAUCGUUAUACAUUCGCCGAAAGAAAAAGAAGUUGAAAACUUAGAUGUGCUUUUUGAAAAACUACAAGAUCCAGGUUUUAUAUUCUACGUACUUUGCAUACUAGGAUCGACUAUUUAUGUUGGUCUCUUUAUUGCUCCUCGUUACGGUCAUUCGAAUGUUGCAGUAUAUAUUUACCUAUGCUCUGGCAUUGGGUCCCUGACUGUUAUGUCUUGUAAAGCACUUGGAUUGGCUAUAAGAGAUACAUUGAAUGGCAGUAGCAACGAUUUCGCCGCUUGGAAACCGUGGUUCCUCAUUUGUGUAACUAUUACAUUCAUCGCAGUACAAAUGAAUUAUCUAAACAAGGCAUUAGAUGUAUUUAAUACGGGUAUCGUGACGCCGGUAUAUUAUGUAAUGUUCACGUCACUUGUUAUAGCGGCGUCGGCUAUACUUUUCAAAGAAUUCACACAUAUGCGUUUUGAAGAUAUAUUGGGAGAUAUUUGCGGCUUUCUUGUUGUAAUCCUAGCUGUUUUCAUUUUGAAUGCUUUUAAAGAUAUGGACAUAACAUUGAAUGAUGUGCGUAGCAUUAUGCGCCCUAAAAUGCAACGAGUUUCGCAAUAUGACGAAGAAGUGUUAGUCUCGAAUCCCGCUAAAGACCGACGAUACUCAUAUGGAUCGGGUGAUAUUUAUCGAAAAGCUUGACCUAAACAACGACAUCGUGUAUAAGCCAAUAAUGCUGUAUUUAGUUUGUUAUAAAUCUGCGUUGAUGAGCAAUUGCGAUCCCAUUGCCUUUCCUACAUUUCCAAAUUUUCCCAAAGGGUUUAAACUUAGUAAUUUAAUGUAAUUAAUAAAUAUUCAUGAAGCAUAGUAGUAGUUAUAAAAAGGGUUUUGUACUAAACGAGUGUAAAGUAGUUUUAGGAGCCAUAAUUAAUUUUAAACGCGGUGUUUUUCUUAACCAUUAAAUUGAUAAUUAAGAAUAAAAUUACCAUGGUUUGACAUGAAUAAAUAAA
Ceratitis capitata (Mediterranean fruit fly) is the source of this 1600-nucleotide messenger RNA. It is a transcript of the gene spict, whose product is annotated as magnesium transporter NIPA2. Lineage: Eukaryota; Metazoa; Arthropoda; Insecta; Diptera; Tephritidae. The transcript has 2 exons. Gene Ontology annotation, biological process: magnesium ion transport. Gene Ontology annotation, cellular component: membrane. Bases 162 to 1292 code for a protein of 376 amino acids. Gene Ontology annotation, molecular function: magnesium ion transmembrane transporter activity. The record is from RefSeq and is a predicted model, not a curated record.